AUGCAGCCAUUCAAAUCCGCUCUGCUUCUGGGGCAAGGGCGCCACAUCGGACACUGCCAACUCGGCCAGCAGAAGACAAGAGAGCGCACAAAGCAAACCCCUGCCAAUACAGCAGCCACUCUUGCACACACUCACUCGCUCGCCUCAGAAACGGUCCUCCUCUCUCCGAGCAUUCAGACAUUGGAGCAGACUAGACUGAGCCAACAUCUGACUUGCAGCAAGUUGGAAGGCUUUCAGGAAUUUGCGAAUCAAGACGUUGACGGGAAGCGGAAGAUGAGCAUCCAUCUUGACCCUAGUGUGAUGGCCGACCCCAACUUAGGCAUUCGUCUAGCCAGUGAACUGCAGCGCCGAGUUGGGAAACUGCCCAUAAUCCGUCCGCAUCCCUUCCACUUGGACUCUCAGCCUGGUGUGAUCAUCCAAUUGAUACAGGCCGAGCCGCACUCUUUCGCCGAGAUCUCACGGUUGGUACGCGCAGCACGAACUAUGAAACUGACUGUUCGUGCCCACGGAGACCGAUCCUCAGGAGAUCAAGGCAUCUACGGGAGCCCUAUAACCGUGCUGGUUGACUGUAGCCGACUAUCGGAUAGCCCACGAAUGGAGCUGGUCAAGUUGCGCCGCCGGGGCGAGUUGGGCGAGAUUCAGGGUCUGCGAGUACUUGCAGGCGUUCGGAUAGCAGAGCUGAUUGACUUUCAGGCAAGAUUGACCCUUGUUCUGGUACCUUCUUCUGUUGUAAGUUGA
Protopolystoma xenopodis is the source of this 738-nucleotide messenger RNA. Lineage: Eukaryota; Metazoa; Platyhelminthes; Monogenea; Polystomatidea; Polystomatidae. The record is from the annotation of a GenBank genome assembly.